AGCGGCUAUUGCCACCGUCCCCUCGCCCUCGGACGUGCUCCCGCUCAGCACAAUUCAACUCAGCCACUGGCAGCCGCCAUGCACCGGUGACGACUGCUAGACAAGAUACCGGCUUGGCCGCACGCGCGUGACGAAGGUAUUAAACCCGCUCUUCCCCAGAACCGCCGUGAUUCUUUCGUGCCCCCCAAUAUGUUCGCGUCCCGGCGUCAUCUCGUAGACUGCGCACGGAAGCAGCAAGAACUUGUGCACAAGCGCAGCACUCUUCCACCGAUCUACUCGGAACCGCUCACCGACGAUGACCAGAAGAUACUUGGGCUAUCUCUCUCACAGGUUGCCUCGGAGUGCAAUGCACAUACCAUCGCUCCAAAGGCCGUAUUGCACGUGUAUGGCAAACGCGCUCUCAUGGCGCACGACGCGACGAAUUGCCUCUCCGACUUCAUGAUCCGCGAUGCAGAACGCGACGUACCGCUACAGAGGCCGCUGUCCGGGGUUGUUAUCAGCAUCAAGGACUGCAUAGACGUUGCGGGCUACGAUACAACCCUCGGAUUCUCCGCCAGAACCGGCAGACCUGCGGAGACGUCUGCACCAUUGGUGAGACUGCUGCAGGAUGCCGGCGCAUUGCUUCACGUGAAGACGGCUGUACCCACCGGAUUGCUUUCCUUCGAGACCCAGUCUGACGUCUUCGGUGAGACACUCAACCCAUACAAUCCCGCAUUCUCCCCUGGCGCGUCGACGGGUGGUGGGGCGGCCCUCGUAGCAUACCAAGGCUCCAUCAUCGAAGUCGGCACAGACAUCGGCGGCAGUGCACGAUUCCCUGCGGCUUAUUGUGGUGUCUACUCCGUCAAGAGCUCUGUCGGGCGUUUCCCGGCUCACGGAUGCGUGCAAUGCAUGCCGGGCCUGGAAGCUUCUCCAACGGUAACGUCGCCCCUCGCCCGGACACUUGACGAUUUGCGCGAAUUCUGGAAGCGAGUAGUGGAGAUGCAGCCGUGGCUGUACGAUCAUACCUGUAUCCCGCUCCCCUGGCGCCCGGUUGACUUCGUGCUCAGUGGCCGAAAGCCGAGAUGGGGCGUUAUUUGGUCCGACGACAUUGUGCCUCCUUCUCCUGCGUGCCUGCGCGCGUUACGGGAGGCCGUAGAUUCCCUAAGGCGAGCGGGGCACGAGGUCGUUGACUUCACUCCUCCACCCACUUUAGAUGGUCUCAAAGCCGGCUUCCAACUUCUCUUCGGCGACGGAGGUAUCGCGUUGCAUGCUCCGCGUCGUCCGGGGGAAACGAUGAAUGGCGCGCAACGCAGCGUGCAGCUGAUGCUCUCCCUGCCGCUCUGGGCCAAGAAGUUCCUGGCAUCUAUGUACCGCCUCCUCUCGCGUCCGGAGGGUCGGAAUGAAGCGUGGGCUACCCUCCUAGAAACGAUCCACCCAAUGACUAUCGCCGAGGAGCACGUGCAGACCGUCGCGCGGGAAGCAUUCAAAGAGGCAUGGCACAAGGCAUGGCGAGAUCAGGGCAUCGACUUCGUUUUGACAGUGCCACAUGCCAUCCCUCCCGUACCAAGAGGCGGCACCGGUACAGCUACGCUUGUUUCUGCGAGCUACUGUUUCUUGUUCAAUAUUCUUGAUUAUUGUGCCGGUAUCGUUCCGGUUACGUACGUCGACGAAGCUCUGGACCGGUUACCAGCGGACUUCAAACAAGGCCGUGAGUAUCAGAAUAUGAACGACAUCGCACGCGGCGUAUACUCGCUUUAUGACCCGAGUGGCAUGCAUGGGCUUCCCCUCGCCGUGCAAGUUGUCGGGCAGAGACUCGAGGAGGAGAAGGUGCUCGCUGGGAUGGCGGAGGUCGAGCGUGCGCUGUGGGACGCAGGGCACGGCUUUAUAGCCAAGGAAUUCUGACCGCUCCGGCGAAUGAGCAGGUGAAUCUAUUCCAAGUUGGCUGUAGUCUCUAGGCCGGUGAGAGACGAGUCAGUGGGGAGUCUUAUUACGUGCGCGUGCACAAUACAGUACGUUGUCAGCGGACAUAACGUCGGCGAAUAGUCAGAACAAACUUGAUCUCAACUUGUAGACAUAUAAUCCUUAUCGUUUCGGUCUUUGCGUGGGUUUCUUGACUAUACGUCACCAGAAUUGUACAUCUUGUCAUCAGCUUGUCAUCUGUACUAGUACACCGGCUAUUUUACACAGUCAAUCACCGGUAAA
This is a messenger RNA of Rhodofomes roseus, 2181 nucleotides long. RefSeq names its product amidase signature enzyme. The coding region runs from base 190 to 1881 and encodes 563 amino acids. The transcript is spliced from 7 exons. The record is from RefSeq and is a predicted model, not a curated record. NCBI's taxonomy places the organism in Eukaryota, Fungi, Basidiomycota, Agaricomycetes, Polyporales, Fomitopsidaceae.